Messenger RNA from Heterocephalus glaber (naked mole-rat), 6433 nucleotides. The record is from RefSeq and is a predicted model, not a curated record. NCBI's taxonomy places the organism in Eukaryota, Metazoa, Chordata, Mammalia, Rodentia, Bathyergidae.
ACAGCCAUGACUGGAGCACACCCUUAGCUGGCUGUCGCUGCUGUGCACAGGAGGGGAGAGAAGAAAGCGGGAAAUAAGAGUAGACAAACCCCAGGAACAAUCAGCCGAGAAGUGGUGAGCUGGUUUCCUCUUGGCUGUGCUGACGUUAACCAAGGCUCCUUAUCACUCGGUGGGCAGCGAAUGGGCAGAUGUGAUUCAAAAUAACCUGGGUUGCCGGUGAGGGGGUGCAGAGGUGAGACAACGUGGAUGACAUGUGACCAUUUCGGAGGUGGGUGGCAGACAAUUGGGGGUUCAUUUCACUAUUCUCUCUGCUAAGGUCACACGUCAGAAAUUUUCCAUGACAAGUUAACAUACGUUUGUGUCUCAGCCACUUUUCAUCACUGGGACAAAACACCCAACAUUUAAACCUGCUUCUCUAGUGAGCACUGAUACGAGCGUCACACAGAAUAGUUUCUCUGGUCUAAAAUCCUCUGGGCUCCACCCAUUCCUUCCCCCUUCCUCCCUAACCACUGAUCUUUCUACCGUUUCCAAGGUUUUGCCUUCUCUGGAAUGUCUGUGAGGUGCAGCCUUUCAGACUGGCUUCUUUCACUUAGUGGCAACCAUUUAAGGUUCCUCUGUCUUUUCAUGGUUUGACAUAAAGCAACGUUUGAUUCUCUAGAACGAUAAUUCUAACUGGGAAUGUUUUGAGGACCUUUUGUUGCUGUUAUUGUUUCUGCACUAAAUGUUUUUAAAAGGAAGAUGAUACAAAUAACGUUAGAGAAUUCCAGUUCUUUCACGAUAUGAUCCUUACCGGUUCCCUGCAUGGAAUGGUGUAGCUGUCUGGAAUACUGAGUGGGGGUGCAGGUGGGGAAUGCCUAGCCCGUGCCAGGAUUCCGGAUGUCGAUGCCCGGCUGUAACAGAAUUCUCUGAGUGAAGGCCGUAGUGUGCUCUUUUGAACUUUGGAUGUUCCUGAGGAACUGGUAGUGCUAUGAGGCAAACAUGUGGUGUCAGUAUACCCCAUUAUACCUAAAAUUAGCGGAUGUUGUUGUAUGGCAGAAAGCAGACAAGCAGAAAGGUCAGAAUGGAUGGUUAAAUUCCUGUUCUGCCCAAGAUGAGACAGGGUUCCCUGGUCUUCCCCUCCUGCUGCGGUGUCCUGACCGUAGGGCUGUGCUUGCGCCCUCUGCUGGGGGAACAGACCUGGCCGAGAUGGGCGAGAAAAGCAAGCGGAGGUCGGCAUCCCCUUCCCACUGUAUUUGGGAUGGAGUUCAAAGAAGCAAAGAGCGCAGCCUGAAAGGGCUGCCUUCACUGUUGUAGUGGCAAAGGACCAACCGGAACAUACAGACAGGUCGCCCAGGAGAAUGGAAGACGGACCGAGAAGUUAUGGAGGCAGAGUGUACAGUUUUAUUUUUAAGGCCAGCGGGUCAGGCUGGGACUUCUCCACAGAGAGACCGACCCCUCUUUGGGGUGGAGCAGGGCGGGUUAUCCUCUCGGGAGGGGCGGGCUUGCAGGAGUUAAACACUUUGCAUUGGUUACACAGAGCACAAGUCAUCUGGGCCCAGCAAAUUCACCGGCUAUCAGAUAUUACAGACAGCAAGCUGGGCGCACAGAGCCACACGUCAUUUACAUUUGGCGGGGAGAGAGAAGUAAUAAAACCGAGAACAAAGAAAAUUCCUGAAGUGCUUGAGAGGAAAUGUCCAGAAGCCCGGACACACUGAGGGAAUGGGGGAAAACUUUUCCAUCACUGACCCUGGGACCCGGGGCUGCUGUGCUAGAACCUGUGACAAGUUAAAAAAUUCCCUGGACUGCUGUGAGAAGAGAGUGCCGUGGAGCCUAGAAGUGAGGACCACUCCCUGCGGAAAUCACUGAGAUUAAGGAAAAGGUACCGGGGAUCAAACUCAGGACCUUAUGUGUGGUGCAGCUGAUCUACAUCCCCAGUCCAAAUACAGGCACUUCUAGAGAAGCCACACUUCAUUUUCAACACUUUGCUUAGACAUUUCCUCAGCUAGGAUUCCAGGUGUGAGUCACCACAUCUGGCUUAACGGCCCCUUCCUCAGAGCAAGAGCAUCCUGUGAUUGGCACAGCCCAGGCACCAAGUCAGUAGAAUUUCAGGCUCACCAGUGAGCUUGGUCGACAGCCUCUGUGCAAUGGGUCAUCCGCAGGACCUUGGCACAGGGUCAUGAUCUCAGGUCGCAAUUUACAUGAACCCAGUGGUUUGCUGCUGCUGCCCAGCUGCAGAUGCCAAGAAUUGAGCAGUACUUCUCUGCCACAUUCUUCACUAUGAUGCUUCUGCCUUGCAGUGUGCUGACCAUGGACUGAAACACCUGAAACUGUGAGCCAAGAUAAACCUCUCCUCUUCUUUUUAAAUUUUUUUUUAUUUUUAUUUUUUUUACCUCUCCUCUUCUAACCUGACUUUCUCAGAUGUUUGGUCAUAGUGAUGAAAACCUAACUAAUACAUCCCUGUGCUUUUUUUUCAACAGUCCUGCUAUGAGACUGAUAAAAUCACAGAAAUAGAAAGCUUGUAUAAAACAAAGGAAUUGUUACUAAGGAAAAUAUCUUGACAAACUUUCUAUCUUUACUUGCUCUGGUAGACUUAAUAGUCAUUAAUUCUAGAGGCCACACAGCUAGGCAGUAUAUUAUUAGUUUCCGCUUAACUUCACUGUAAAUAACACCUCUGAUGUGCUGGUUAUGAUAUCAGUUGCCUGGGUUACUUUGCAGCAACUUGAAACAACCUUUGUUGAAAACACCAACCCUUCCCUCAAGCCUACAAUAUCUGAUAGGUGACUAAAAUGGGAUAGAAGAGUGGCAAAUCUAUCAUCAUAUUGUGUCUGUUUCCUUUACUGUCCUAACCCUUGGGUAAUAGAUUCUGCUCAGGUCUGCACAUAGACACAUUGAUCAUUUAAAAGUGUUCAGCCCAAGAGUGUAAUACAAGGUUCAUUUGGCCUGUUGCCCAUGAGUGCUAUAGGUUGCUUUUCCUUUCUUUCUUCCCUCUUUUUUGCCCAUAUUCUUUUGUUUCUUUAGCAGUGGCAACAGCCCAAGGCCCUUCAUAAGGCCUGGAGAAGACCACAAGAAGAACCCAGCAAUUCCUAGGACAAGUUCACUGUGACCACCUGGUGGUCCAAGCCUUGCAAGAAGACGUCUUUUGGAGCCAUAGCCCUGGCUGGUGGAAACUUACUGGCUUUUUAGUUCACCUCAGCAAAUCCAUAAAAGCUCAUUGCUUUCUUUGUCCUGGGAACAGCGUGUUCCCCCUUUUUUGGGUGAAGAAGAGGAGAAAGAGCAGCAGUCAUUGUGGUUAACUGCCCGUGUCUCAGCAGUCAGCUGUGUGAGCCUGGGGAGGAGUCAAUGGUUGGAAACAAGAGAGGAGUAGAGAAGGAUGAGGGCUUGGAGAUUGCCCCUCAUGAAAGGGUUUGGCAUUGCCAGUCGGGGCAGGUUGAGGUCUGCAGGACUCACAGAAGCAGCAGGAGCGGGUCUCAGGAGAGCUCAUCCUUGGAGCAGGGCUGCACAAGGCCCAGCCUGCGACUCCUGCUGCUGGGGAAACAGCGUGCAGGAAAAAGUGCUACUGGGAACACCAUCCUGGGCAGAGCUGCGUUUGACUCCAGGUUCAGCUUGCAGAAUGUGACUGUGCGGUGCCAGAGAGAGACUGGGGCUGUUUUAGGGAGGCAGGUGGUGGUCAUCGACACGCCUGACAUCUUCUCCCCACUAGCCUGUGUCGAAGCCAAACCAGGCAACAUGGACCAGUGCUUGGAGCUCUCUGCUCCCGGCCUCCAUGCGCUGCUCCUGGUGGUGCCCAUCGGAAAUUACACUGUGGAGGAUGAGCAGACCUUCCAGGGCAUCCAGGAGGAGUUUGGGGCAGAGGCCAGCAGGCACAUCCUUAUAGUCUUCACCAGGAAGGAGGAGCUGGGUGACAACUCACUGCAGGAUUACAUCGAAAGCAAAGAGUUUCUUAAAGUGUUGGUUGGAAGUGUUGAAGGCCGCUACUGUGCUGUGGACAACAAAGCGGAUGAGGGUGAGCGGGCGGCCCAGGUGUUGCAGCUCCUCAGCAAGAUCGAGCAGUUGGUGGAGAGUCAAGGACUAUGGCACAUGAACUUCAGAACCGAAGGCCACCGAUUUCAGGAUUGUGUGAAUGGAGCUGCCUGUCAGGAGAGGGCUGAUCCACGUGGAACCCUGAACAUUAUCCUCGUGGGAAGGAGUGGAGCUGGGAAGAGUGCAACCGGGAACACUAUCCUGGGGAGACAGGCCUUCCUCUCUCAACUCCGAGCCCAGCCAGUCACCCAGACAUGCCAGAGUGGCAGGAGGACAUUGGAUGGCCAAGAUAUUGUGGUCGUGGACACCCCGUCCUUCCUGGCUGGUGAUGAGAGAAACCUAUCCUGGUUAGAGGAAGAAGUUAAACGCUGUUUGUCUUUAUGUGAGGGAGGAACCAAGAUCUUUGUCCUGGUGCUCCAGCUCGGAUGGCUCACUCAAGAGGACGAAAGAGCAGUGCUGAGCCUGGAGACCAUCUUUGGAGAGGAUGUUAUGAAAUACAUGAUUGUGCUGUUCACCCGGGAGGAAGACCUCAAGGGCGGGAAGAUUGAAGAUUACACUGAGAACACAGAUAACAAAGCCCUUAAGAGUCUAAUUGAAAAGCACAAGGGGCCAGUUUGUGCUUUUAAUAACAGAGGCACUGACCAAGCCCGGGAAGCCCAGGUGAAAGAUCUUUUGAAGAAGGCCAAUGACCUGAGAAAAAGUCAUGAGGGGUCUGGGUAUUUCUCUACAUGGGAGAAUAUCAGCCAACAAAUUAAAAAUGCCCAGAAAAAGUACAGUUGCAAAAUAUUCAUAAGGACUUUAAAAAAUAUGCUUCAGUAGGUAGCUGAAAGGUCUGGGGUCUCUUCAUAUUAGGAACAUUGUCAUGCUGGGAGUGGGGUGGGAUAGGGUAGGACCAGUGGGAUGGUAGGAAGGCCCAUGGCGUUCAUGGUUUAAGAGGCUAAUCCAUGCUACCUUGUGGUCCUGUGGAUAUUUGUAGGCAAAUAAAUAGUCAGGCUGGAGCAGGGAAGAGUGGAUUGUAAAGGAGAAAGAGGGAACAAGGCAGAAGAAUUUAAAAGAAAGGGUUUGAAUCUGAUGGAGUCAGGACAGAUACCACGGCCAAGGCCCACACUGGCUGUGGCAUCAGAUUACAGAUAGUUGCACAACAACCGUGGGAUUCAGGCACAGAGAGCGGCACAAUGUCCGGUGUGCACCUGGGCAUGGCUGGUGUUGGAGCGACUCCAGUGGGCCUCUCUGCGGCCCAGUCUGUCCUCCAGGUGCACUGGUUCUUCGAGCUCCCUGGUUUCCUUUGGGUGAGGCCCAGGGCUGGUGUCCUCCUCUCCUCACAGGGUAGCUCCUUCUUCCAGCCCUCUCCUUCCAUGCCUGAUGUAAAGCAGGACACAGACUCCCCUUCCUUGUCCUCGAGAAAACGAAUAGAUCUUUGAAGUUUCAAGAGAUUUUAUUGCGGAUUAGCACAGCAAAGUAGGCUAGAACAAACAUUGGAAGCAUAGUACAAUUUGAAGUUAGCGAAUCUUGCAAAAUUUUAACUUUGAUUCUACAUUUCCUGUAGAGGUCAUUGGAAACUCCUUUACACUUUCCUCUGCCUUUUUUUUUUUUUUUGGUACCGAGGAUUGAACUCAGGACCUUGUGCUUUCGAGGCAGGCAGCGGAACCACUGAGCUAAAUCCCUGGCCCUCCCUCUGCCUUUAAAAAGAAUUCAUAAAUAUUAAUAAAUAGGUUAAAACUCAGACAACUCAAAUAAUAAUGGUUGAAACACACUCAGGGCUCAUUGUAUCUCAUAUCAAAAAGCCCAUGAGCACUCAGUGUUGGGCUGGUCAGCAUCAGAAUUCCAGCUUGCUCCUGUCUUUCUGCCCAGCUUCGGUGGCACAUGAACCCCGUGGUCGAGUGUUCCAAGGUGAGUGUUCUGUCCAUGCUGAACAGGUUCUUUUGGAAGCUUCCGGAGGUGUGCAAUGUGUGAAAUCAGAACUAUAGAUUCUUCUCCCAGGGAGAUAGGGAGUUGGAUGUUUUCAAUAAUACCACUUUAUUCAUGCUUCAAGGACAAGAGCUAAGAGAUAACUCUGUUAUCUACUGUCUUUUCCCCUGACAACAUUUGGUUACCUUCAAGAUUAACUUAUUUAUAAGAGCAUGGAUUGUUACCAUUAAUACCCAUAGGCGCCACCUAUCUCUUAACAUGGGAACUUCCUGAAAAUGUGUGUGUAAAUGUAUUGAGUUCAAUCAAAUGGUAAGGAUGAAUAAGAUUAUGAAUUUCCAUUCUCUUCUGAUCUCUUUUUUUUUCUGCCACCAAAAGAGCAUGUGUCCAUGGAGAGGCAAUUGCGAUGUCUUGAAGCAAGAGAGGCCUUUACCUUUUGAAUGAGUGACAGUUACAUGCGUGGCAGCCCUCUGUGGCUUACGGAUCUCCCACACUGGAUAUUUUAUCAGCACAAGGACAAAUAAAUAUA